Empidonax traillii (willow flycatcher) is the source of this 1176-nucleotide messenger RNA. RefSeq names its product ABI family member 3 (gene ABI3). NCBI's taxonomy places the organism in Eukaryota, Metazoa, Chordata, Aves, Passeriformes, Tyrannidae. Gene Ontology annotation, biological process: regulation of cell migration. Bases 5 to 1138 code for a protein of 377 amino acids. The transcript has 8 exons. The record is from RefSeq and is a predicted model, not a curated record. Gene Ontology annotation, molecular function: SH3 domain binding. Gene Ontology annotation, cellular component: lamellipodium.
CAGCAUGUCGGAGCUGGAGCGGCUGCGGCAGCGAGACAUCCCCGCGGGCCGCCAGGGCCUGCGGGAGCAGCACGCCAACCUGCACAGGGUCGCCGAGUACUGCGAGAGCAACUACCUGCAGGCCAGCGACAAGCGGAAGGCGCUGGAGGAGACGAUGGCUCUGAGCACCCAGUCCCUGGCCAGUGUCACCUACCAGGUCAGCAGCCUGGCCACCGCCUUCCUGAGGCUGCUGGACCUGCAGGCGGCCCAGCUGCGCCAGGUGGAGGCCGAUGUCACCUGUGUGGCACAGAGGGUGGACAUCCACAAGGAGAAGGUGUCCCGCCGGGAGAUCGGCUCGUUGACCGUCACCAAGAGGUUCCCGCCCUACCAGAAGAUUGUGGCUCCCCCCAACCCCCCCAGCCUGGAGCCCUACUACAGGAAACCCCUCAACUUCAGCGUCCUGGAUGACAUUGGCCACGGCAUAAAGGACCACAGCACGCAGCUGUCCCGCACCGGCACCCUGGCUCGGAAGGGCACCAAGUCGUCGGCGCAGGCCGUGGGCACCCUGGGGAGAAGCGCCCGCGUCCCUGAGCCCAUCCAGCCGCCCGUGGUGCCCGAGGGCAAGCUCUCCGCAGCCUCCUCCACCUCCUCCCUGGCAUCCCUCAGCUCCAGCGGAGCCCCAGCAGCUCCUGGUGAAGGAAUCCCGGCCCCGCCGCCGCUGCCCUCCCUGCCGGGACCCCCCGCUCCGGGGCCAUCCCUGCCAGGGCCACCCCCACCCCCUGCCGCUGCCAUCCCCCCGCCGCCCCCUCUCCCCGGGGCUCUGCUCCCACCGCCCCCCCCAGAGGACUUGGCCGUGCCCCCACCGGACCUGCCGCCCCCAGCCCCCGCUGACCUGGAGCCACCAUCAGCUCUGCCCGACUUUGAGGACUUGGCCCCGCCACCGCCACCCCCUGCCUCAGAGGAGCCUUCCUGGGUGCCAGAGAACUACCUGGAGAAAGUGGUGGCCCUGUACCCCUACACGCGCCAGAAGGACAACGAGCUCUCCUUCCAGCCCGGUGCCCUCCUCUUCGUCACGCGGCGCUACUCGGACGGCUGGUGCGAGGGUGUUAUGGGGCAGGAGGCGGGAUUCUUCCCCGGGAAUUACGUGGAGCCCUGCUGAGCCCCCAGGCCAGGCCGCCCCCUCCCAGGAUCAGCCAC